GGGAGCAAAGUGAACGGAAUUCCGGGAUUGGGAGAAAAUGAAAAGAUUUUGCGGAGUCCAUCAACACCAGCUUGUCCUGCUAUUGGCUGCUGCCAUGGCGACGGCCCUUGAUUCUUCACACAACCUGGCCAAUGAGAGGAGUUCGAUUGAAAGCACCUACGAGCUGACCAAGUACCUGGAGUACCAGCUCAAAGAAAUCAAAGACAUAUAUCUGACCUACCUAGGCCCUCCAUUCAACGAGAAGGACUUCUCCCCCCCCCGUCCCAACAGCACCGCUCUGACCCUGCCCAGCGCAGCCACCCGCCUGGAGCUGUGGCACGGCCUCGAGAACCAGGCCCGGCUGGCCCAGAACCAGAGGGCUUACUCUGUGCUACUGGCAGCCGUCAGGGAGCUGGCCCGCUCCACCCUCUGCCCCUCCCUCAAGACCUCCCUGCUGCACUUUUGCACCGGCCUGGAUGGUCUGCUGGGCUCCAUAUCUGCACUGAUGACCACCCUCGGUUACGCACUACCUCCUUCGUCUGCAAACAUGGAUAGUAACGCUGGAGAGCUGGGGCUCCCUCAGAGGGGGGGCUCCCGACCUGCUCCACUGAUGAGCCAGAGCCUCUACAGGUCCAGAGUCGGGACCAGGACAGAGUCUAGUCGUGGGAACAACCAGAGAAGAAGCGGGACAAGAGCGGUGACAGCAGAGAGGGAGGAUGGCGUCACCGUAGACCUGGUGGAGAAAAGGAGAAGCAAAGAGGGGAGGAGAGCAGAGACGACCGCCGCUGGAGGAAGAAGCGGUGGAUCAAGGGAGAGGGGAAGAGGAGAAAGAGGAAGGAGAGGGAGGAGGGAAGAGCCGGAGAACGGGAAAAGGAUGGACAGUGAGGAAGUGAGAGCAGGGGAAAGCGACGAGGUGGAGCGGGACGGAGGUGAGGAGAGAUGGGGGACGAGAAGGUUGCUGAGUGUCAAUGAGGAUGGAGAGGACUGGAAGUCUGAACCCAGGGGGGAAGAGUCGCCUGGCACAGAAAACACCGACCAUCAAUACAGCUACAACAUGAACUCUCCUCACAUGGACACACUCAGGAAGGAGGAUGGCUUUAUUGUAGAGAGAAGCAGAGGAGCAACGGCGGAGGAGGAGAAGCAAACACACAUGGAGGCUAUCUCGUACUCCUCCACUAUCCAUCAUCAGCGUCGGCCUCCUCGCUCUCUCCUCUCCCCCUCCCUCCAACCUCCCCUGUCCACCCUCUCCUUGCUCUACCAGUUCGGAGCGGGUGAGGAGCACACCCUCCUCUCCCAGCCUGUCCCUCUCUCGUUACAAAGGGGCACCUCCCUCCUCUCGCCUCCUCUGACCCCGCUCCUUUCCUCCACCUCCUCCGCCUCCGCUUCCCUCUUGUCGGUGCGGCCCACGAUGAACGACUUUGCCAGGAAGGUGGAGGGGUUUUGGAUAUUGAGAGAGCUGCAGAGUUGGUUGUGGCGGUCGGCGAAGGACUUUAACCGCCUCAAGAAGAGACUCAGAGGCUGAGACAAUGAGACACAGAAGUGCAGUACAUUAAGACAUCUGUUGUUUGCCCAACAUCUGA
This is a messenger RNA of Trematomus bernacchii (emerald rockcod), 1559 nucleotides long. RefSeq names its product cardiotrophin-like cytokine factor 1 (gene clcf1). The transcript is spliced from 3 exons. NCBI's taxonomy places the organism in Eukaryota, Metazoa, Chordata, Actinopteri, Perciformes, Nototheniidae. Bases 38 to 1501 code for a protein of 487 amino acids. The record is from RefSeq and is a predicted model, not a curated record.